AACAGUUGGAAUUUGGCUUUCCGUUUUUAUUUGUAACGGUAUUUCAUAAACUAAAUUUAAAUCAUUAAGGUCAUACUAAUACCAUACGAGACAGAUUUGCGAUAACACUGCACAUCAUACAAUAGUUAUCGAUAACUCAGCCGUUGUUAAGUUGAAGCAGCUGUUGGCCAAAAGUGAAACUAUUUAAAAAAUGUGUUUAUAAAAGAACCAGCUGUAUCAAAGAAUUCUCAGGUUUUUGCUGUCUUGUCACGUCGGAGCUGAAGCUGAUAGAGAUAAUUACACGUUGAAUACCAAUAAUAUCAGACGAUCUGAAGUGGACGCUACAGAACCUGAUCAAAUCCACGCGCCGAUAUAGCAAGUAUCCUGCGGUGGUAGUAUUAUCAAAAUUAUUAUUAUCUGGAAAACGAGUGGAGCACCUUGUACCCCCAAUCAUAGGCGACAUGCAUAAAUGUUACAGUCAUACGCCACCGUCAACGAUCACAUCAACGGCACCACUGCAAUUUCAACCGGGAACACACAAGUGCGUCUUGGCUCUAUCCAGCAGUAGCAGCAGCAUCAGUAACAUGUCGACGGCCAGCAACAACGAUUGCAACAAUGCGUCUUGCUGUGAUCAAAAAAAAUCAUCCAUCCCAGGAUAUACCAUUCCAAAUGAUACUCGCUCUGACAUCAAGAAACGCCAAUUGGCCGCCUAUCAUUUCUUUUCCCGCACUCUCGAAUUGUAUCGUGUGGAUGAGUUGAUAUUUUGCUUCAAUGGCGGUAAGGAUUGUACGGUCCUUUUGGAUCUACUGAUGCGCUGGUGUCGUCUCCAAAACAUUUCCAGUCGUGAUAUACCCAUGCUGUACAUUAAAUCGGAUGACGCAUUCGAGGAAAUUGAUGAGUUUGUGGCUCAAUGUGUAGAGCGCUACGAUGUCCAGCUAAUUGAAUAUAAGGAAUCCCUGAAAGAGGCUCUCACACACAUGACACAGGAUAUGCCACGCAUAAAAGCCGUUUUCAUCGGCAGUCGGAAUACGGAUCCAUAUUGUGAGCAUUUGGCCCCCAUGCAGCCCACAGAUAAUGGCUGGCCGGCUAUCAUGCGUUUGAAUCCGUUGCUAGAAUGGUCAUAUCAUGACAUCUGGCAUUAUAUACACAUAAACAAUGUGCCUUUUUGUUGCCUAUAUGAUCAGGGCUAUACAUCCAUUGGCUACAAAUCAAACACAGUGCCUAAUCCGCAUUUGAAAUGCAGCGGCGAGGAAUCAACCAAUGGCAAGUCAUCGGCGACCAAUGGAACUGCAACAAACGGAACGGGAAAUGCCGGUAGCUAUCGACCCGCCUGGGAACUAAUCGAUCCGACGCAAGAGCGAGCCGGGCGUCUGCCCAAAAAGUAAAAUAAAAAAUAAACAACAGAGCGGCAGACGACAGCCAGAUUUGUGAUGAUGCAGUGCCUCAUGUUGCGGCUUCUAGUGCAAUAAUAAUUUUUUUGUAUAGACCAUUUUCAUGUUUGUAAAUUGCAAAUUUUGUACAUACGUGUAUUUUUUCCUCGAAAUUGAAUAGAAAAUUUCGAGUUUUGUUUUUUGGAUUCUCGGGUACUUAAUAAUUAAUUCUGCAAAUGUACAUAUAGAUCAUACAUACAUACUUAUUGCAUACUUAGUUAAUUCAUACAGCCAAAUAAAUGAAAUACUUGAAAUCA
This is a messenger RNA of Drosophila willistoni, 1666 nucleotides long. RefSeq names its product FAD synthase (gene Flad1). Lineage: Eukaryota; Metazoa; Arthropoda; Insecta; Diptera; Drosophilidae. The transcript has 3 exons. Gene Ontology annotation, biological process: FAD biosynthetic process. The record is from RefSeq and is a predicted model, not a curated record. Gene Ontology annotation, molecular function: FMN adenylyltransferase activity. The coding region runs from base 441 to 1364 and encodes 307 amino acids.